Molecule: messenger RNA, 1228 nt
Organism: Thalassophryne amazonica
Lineage: Eukaryota; Metazoa; Chordata; Actinopteri; Batrachoidiformes; Batrachoididae
Gene: tspan10
Product: tetraspanin-10
Exons: 3
Coding region: 7-960 (317 amino acids)
Cellular component (GO): membrane
Source: RefSeq, a predicted model, not a curated record
CUGACCAUGAGGAGAUACAUGACCAAGCUCUUUCUGCCCUGGUUGAGCAAGAGGGUACAGGAUGAGACCAGUCCACUCUUACCCAAGGCCAAAUCUGCUAAAGAGAAUGGUGAGAAGCUUUUCCACUGGACCAGGCCAACCCACAACCACCAUGUAUCAACAUAUGUCCUACCACACCACGGAUACUCUAUCACAGACCAUUUCCUAAAGUACAUUUUGUUCCUCAGCAAUCUGUUGUUCACUGUUCUGGGAUUGUUGGUUCUUUGUCUGGGGAUGUGGGGCCUCAUCACCAAAGAAUCCUUUGCCCAUGAGAAGAUUGGCAGCAUUGGCACUGACCCGAUGCUGAUACUUGUUACUUUGGGCUUAUUACUGACAACACUAUGCCUGUCAGGAUGUGUGGGUGCUUUAAGAGAGAACUGCUGCUUACUGAAGAUGUUCGCCGGGGUGGUGUUAGUACUCAUCAUAGCUCAGGUCCUGGCUGCCAUCCUUACAUAUAGUCUCCAGGAUCAGAUUGGAGGUUUCCUGCGGUCAGGAAUGCUAGCUGCCAUGGCUCGCUACCAAGAUGACCUAGAUCUAAGAUUCAUCACAGAUGAGAUUCAGUCAAACCUGCAGUGCUGUGGGGCGGAUAACUACCGUGACUGGGAGGUCAACAUAUACUACAAUUGCUCGGCUCCAGGAGUAUUUGCCUGUGGUGUCCCAGUGACAUGUUGCAUCGAUCCUUUGGAGAAUGGCACAGUGUGGAACUCUCAGUGUGGUGUAGGAGCCCAGACGCUCAAUGAAUUUACUGCUCAGAGCAUAAUCUUCCUGGGUGGUUGUCUUGGAGGAAUCUCUCGGUGGAUUGAGUGGCACACAAAUGUUAUUGUGACAGUCGGUCUCAUCAUACUGGGGCUUCAGAUUGUUACUCUUUUUAUCACAACACAUCUGCAAGAAAGCAUCCAGAUUCAUAAGGGUGAUUUGUAAGAGGGGACCUUUUGGGUUUAAUUUCCUAAAUUAGUUUCCCACGAUUAAAAACAGCAGGUCACAAAAUCCCCUCACAUCACUCAUAAAAUAAUUAAAACGUACAACUAUGUAAACUUGAAAACUGACUGGACAUAAAUCGUAAUCGAAUAUCAGCAAGAACACAUUGUUAAUGUCUCAUCUAAUUUUUAUAUUUUGCAGAUAAACAUAUAAAAAAAAUCAGCUUAGUCUUUUGACAUUAACAAAGCUUUUAUAAGUAUUUUUGGUUUAA